GCCAUUUUGUUAUUCCCAAGGUCGUUCCUGUAUUCAUUCGCAGUGUGUGCAGUGCGUGCCGUGCGACUUCAACCCCGCUGGCUCCAUCACAACGUCUAAUUGGACCGCGCGUUUGCAGCUAAGCGCAAUCAAUCCGGGCGUGUGGCACACGUCCAGCACCAAAGGGGAUUAUACGAUUGCGUCGCGGUUCUCUCCGUGCCCGUCGACGUGUUUGCAAGGCGGGCGAAGAUGUGCGACGCAUCGAUCCGCGAUCGCCCCUAGUCGCAGUGCUCGCUUUUUCGGCAAUUGCGGUGACAAGACGAAAGGUUACUAAUUAUCAAAAAAUGGAUAAUUCCGAUCAACCUAGUUCGAUAAUGCACGUCAACCAGCUGCAGAUGUAUCCGCUGCCCACAGGGGUCGCGGAUGAUGCUCAACCACCGCCGCCAUUUGCAUUGCUGCCCGGCGAAGGUGUCAUUCACUCCGGGCAUUCGGUGUACGGCGGGCUGGCGCUGACCAACUACCGUCUAUUUCUACAACUGUGCGACACACAGCAUCAUAUUCCCAUCGGGCUACUGGAGGCGGUCGAGCAACGUGAUCUAUUCUUCCUGCACGUGGGAUGCAAGGACGCACGUACGUAUCGGCUCACGUUUGACAACAACGAGACCUGUACGGAAUGGUUCGGCCGCCUGACGAAAGCGGCGGCGCCACCGGCGCAUCUCGAGGAACUCUUCGCGUUCUAUUACUUCGUGUGGAGUAAACAGGAGCGUCCGCAGGGUGAGAUACAAUUGCGUGUUGAGGCGCAACGUGCGACCGCGUAUGAUGAGCGCACGUUUCAAGCCGAAGUGGAUCGGCUUAAGUUUAAUCUGCAUGGUACGUGGCGCAUCAGCGGCGCGAAUCGCAACUAUAAAUUGUGCGCUAGCUAUCCGCCGCAGUUGUUAGUCCCGGCGUACAUUUCCGAUGAAGUAUUGGAAACGGUGGCGAAGUUUCGAAGCUCCCGGCGUAUACCUGCUGUGGUCUGGCGGCAUGUGGGUAAUGGCGCGGUGAUUGCCCGGUGUAGUCAGCCGGAAGUCGGGUGGUUGGGAUGGCGGUCGUCGGAGGAUGAGGAUUUGAUCAAGGCGAUUUCCGAGGCGUGCACGCAGGAUAGAGGGCCGCAUGCGUUGUAUGUUUCGCAUUCGCCGCCGUCGGUUUCGUCGAAUAACGAUGAGUCGACGCAUAUUAAGAGCACGGAGUGUGCGGAUGAUGUCGAAAAGAAGAAAGUUUUAAUCAUGGACGCGCGGUCUUAUACGACUGCUGUGGCGAAUCGAGCGCGUGGUGGUGGAUGUGAAUGUCCGGAAUAUUACCCACGCUGUGAGAUACAGUUCAUGAACCUGGCGAAUAUCCAUUCCAUCCGGAAGAGUUUCCAUGCGCUUAGACAACUCUGCACGUCGUCUGCCGAUCAACCCAACUGGUUUGGUUUGCUGGAAGGCACACGUUGGUUGCAACACAUGUCCGGGUUGAUGAAGUCCGCCGUGGUGUUGGUGACGGCGAUCGAACGCGACGCCCGCCCGGUAUUGGUCCAUUGCUCGGAUGGCUGGGACCGCACGCCGCAAAUUGUCGCGCUGGCCGAACUGCUACUUGAUCCCUACUAUCGUACAGUCGAUGGUUUUCGUAUACUGAUUGAACGCGAAUGGCUCGCGUUCGGACACAAGUUCGCUGAUCGCUGCGGGCAUACCACCGGCAGCGAGGACCCAAACGAACGCUGUCCGGUCUUCCUGCAGUGGCUGGACUGCGUACACCAGCUGCUCACGCAGUUUCCGUGCGCGUUCGAGUUUUCACACACGUACCUGGUUAAAUUAGCCCAACACACAUACUCCAACCUCUACGGUACAUUUUUAUGCAACACAAAGCAGGAGCGCGAGAGUUUCUACGAGACCACGUUCUCGGUAUGGCAGUUCCUAGAGCGUCCGACGUUCCGCAACCAUUUGUACACCACUCCCGCACCGGGGGCGCGCGUACUCUGGCCGCAGUGCAAUGUGAGAGACCUGCGGCACUGGACGGAGAUCUACCUCGGCUCGCUGGAGACGCAAGCGGGCGGCUCGAACACCGCUGAAGUCCCAACUGCGAACGGCGGUGUCGCCUCCGGUACCUCAUCGUGCCCGUCAUCCAUGGGGGGCGCAAGCGCGACGGACGCCAGCAACAGCGCGCAACAGCAACACAUGACGAAGACGCGCUCCUAUGGCGAUCUACCACAUGCUUCUGACCCGCCCGGCACACACGUGCGCCGGUGUAGCGAUCCGAAUAUUAUUGUUGAUUCCAUAAAAAUUGCCAGUUUGAGUUUGAAUGGUACGCAGGAGGUGGGCGGCGUGUCUGACGGCAUGAUGCGUUCGGCCACGCCUACAAACUUCGACGACAGCGAUUGUAAGAGCGACUGCAUUUACAAGAACGACGUGAAUGGCGGUAGUAAGGACUUUGAGGAUGACGAUGUGGACGAUGCGACGACGACUGCAGCCGCAGUAACUGCAGUGUCAGUCGCUGGUAAUGUGAUAUUGAACGCGAAGACUGACGAAGACUGCGAAUGCGACGCGCCGACGCUGUGCGCCCGGUGUGCCUCCCGGCCGGAUAUGCUCUUCAGCGUGAAUCUAUCCACGCCUGAGGAUGCGCUCACCCCCGACACGACGGACUCGCCACGUGGGGUACAGCUCAACGGUUUGGUAGGGGUAGGAGACGAUUCGGAUACGGAGGAGUGCACGCGCUCCGAUAGUCGCUCGGAGAACGUGACGGUUUUUACGAAUUUAAUCUCCACGCGGCUUGUGGAUGACAAGUCGGUGGAGACGAGCACCGAAACACUUGUUUCGGAGAAUGUCUGUAGCUCGUCGUCGAAGGAAUUCAACGGCUUUGAGAAGCUAACGCCUGUGCAGAACGAACCAGCGCCGCGGAUUCAUACGAGUUUCAAGGAGAAGGAACGCGAGAAGCAUAAAAACAAUGGCGGCGACCAGCAGCAGCAGGAUGUUUGUCGUGCGUGUGCGCAGAAGUGGGUGGCAGCCAAUGGGCAUGCGCAUCUUAGACAUAGUCAUACACCCGGCGGUGGGAAUGAGGAAGUAUCAGCGGCGAGUGGACGCGGCUCGAAUUACUCGACGCCGCCGCAGUAUUCGCGCACGCCGAGCGCCAAUGGAUGGGACAGUACGUUUCUUUAUUGUAAUAAUAGCCCGCCGAAGCAUCAGUGCGCAGCGCCACUCGAUGACGACGGGCUGGUUCCUCUCAAGUCUGAUGUGCAGGAAAGACUUUGGCAUAUUAUCGAUGAACAUAGAAGAAAAGUUGAAGCUCUGCAGAGAGAAUUACACACCUAUCGGAAAGCGCUGAUCAAACAGGUGUGCCACAAGUGCAAUCACAACGAGAACGACCGAAACGAUGAGACGUCACGGUCUGGAUCAGGAUCUUCUUGCGCGUCGUCGCCGAGGUCGAGGUCGAAGCGGAAUUCGGUCGUUGAGUCGGUGUGCAGCGCCGGAGAGGGACAGGCGUCUGCAGUGGAGUCCUUGCGUAGUGAUAUGUCCUGGGAGGCUGUGGAUGAGAACGGCCCGCUUGUGGAUGGCGCCGUCCCGCCGCAUACGACCCUCUGGGUGCCUGAUCACGCCGUCACAAGCUGCACUGGAUGUAAUACUGUUUUCUGGUUGGGCAGGAGGAAACACCACUGCAGGAAUUGUGGUAAUAUAUUCUGCGCAGACUGUUCGGAAAACAGCACGCCGCUGCCCUCGGAGCACCUCUACGACCCAGUCCGCGUGUGCACCUCGUGCUUCUCGAAGCUGAGUCGCCACGCCUUCAAUUCGGCGGCGAGCACACCCGAAGAAGAAGUGCAGGACGCGCUGCUGGUGGCCGCCAUGCCUCUGGCGAAUGCACAGCAUCGCGUGCACCACCACCAUCACCCACAUCUGCACCAUGCGCCGCCGCCGCCCCAUGAGCAGUGCAAGACGCACGCCGACCGGUCGGCCGCUACCACGACCAACCCGCGCCAGAUCACCGCGUCCAGUAAUUAAAACCACACACACCCGAUCACCCACACGCAACACUUACACUUUUAAUAAAGAAAAAACUUGUUGGGGGGUUAAAGAGCUGAGAGAAUGAAAGAAAGAAGGAAAGAGGCAGAGAGAGAGUAUAAGACAGACGAGAUGGAGAUAAAUUCCAGAUAGUUUUGACAGCCACACACAAAUUUGCUAGUUUGAUAGUUUUUCUAGUCAUUCAUAACUCAAACAAAACUAGAAACUUACAAAACGAUGUUUUUAAUCAGUGUGAGAGCGAGGGCCGGGCAUGCAGAGCGUCUCUUUACCCCUGCGUUUGUUUUUAUCUUGUUUCGUUAAUUUAAUUUACUGUGAUCAUUCUUGUAUAUGUUUAAAUUACGCGCUCAGCGCGCGCGAGAGAAAGGUUGAAAUUUGCUGAUUCUUCCACGACUACCCCAAGCCGUAACUCUAAUACAAACUGAGCUCAUUACUUGCACUCGUGAUGGCAGUGCGCUCGAUCAGGGUCUAUAUUAGUCUACAACCUACGUAAAUUCGACACGUUGUAGUUUAGGAAAUCUAUUAGCUUGUUAUGUUUGAGGUGCGCAACAACCGCAAUUUUUGGUGAUUUAAAUUUAAAAACGGAGAAAAUCUCGAGAAAAAAAAUGAUACAACCACUAUAGUUAUUUAAUUGUAAUUGAAUGAUUGAAGUUUUGGGCAAAUUCGCGCAUUGGUUGGUGUUAUAGUUUAACAAAAUUGCACACACACACACCUACACUCACGGAACGUGAAUCUCGGAACGUAAUUUAUUAUUAUUAUGAGCAUUAUUUAUAUGAGUCGGGAUACACACACAUUAUACAAUACCACACACGUGCGACGUGCUUCUUUUUAUACGGACGCGCAGCGGCGGACAUCGACUACGAGGAAAACCAGGCGACAAAGUAAAUUAAUGAAUAACAACAGUAUCUUAAGUAAGAGAUAACUAAAUACAAACAACAGAUUAUAAAUAAUAUGUAAAUGGAUUAUUUCUAUUGUAAAUGUAAUUAAUAUAAUAUAUAUUAUUGUACGAA
Messenger RNA from Dalotia coriaria, 5017 nucleotides. Its product is annotated as myotubularin-related protein 4. Gene Ontology annotation, cellular component: cytoplasm; membrane. Gene Ontology annotation, molecular function: metal ion binding; phosphatidylinositol-3,5-bisphosphate 3-phosphatase activity; phosphatidylinositol-3-phosphate phosphatase activity. Gene Ontology annotation, biological process: phosphatidylinositol dephosphorylation; regulation of autophagy. NCBI's taxonomy places the organism in Eukaryota, Metazoa, Arthropoda, Insecta, Coleoptera, Staphylinidae. Bases 324 to 3989 code for a protein of 1221 amino acids. The transcript has 10 exons. The record is from RefSeq and is a predicted model, not a curated record.